This is a messenger RNA of Brienomyrus brachyistius, 16519 nucleotides long. RefSeq names its product SCO-spondin (gene sspo). Gene Ontology annotation, molecular function: protein binding. The transcript has 109 exons. The record is from RefSeq and is a predicted model, not a curated record. Lineage: Eukaryota; Metazoa; Chordata; Actinopteri; Osteoglossiformes; Mormyridae. Gene Ontology annotation, cellular component: extracellular matrix.
AUGUCUUUGUGUGACUCGUCUCUGUUCUGCUUCAGGCUUAGCAGAUGAAGUGGAUUCAGAGUCGGCGCGGGUGAUAAUUAGCUGAUCAGAGGGAUUUUCCAAGGCAAACUGAUCGUGCAAGAUGGAAGCCCUGAUCUUGUUGACACUGGGCCUGAGUUUGGUGAUGACAAUGGAGACAGGGCACUGGUGUGAACACACCAUAGAGGAACAGGUGGAGAAGAUCAUCUCUCCCCGUCUGCAACAUCAAGUGGACUGCUCCACAGUAUUUCAGUUCAACCUGCAGGGCUGGAAGCUGGACGUGGACAGAAUGCGCCACGAGUUCGGGGGGGACGACAGCAUCGCACAGUAUUACAAAGAACAGGGUCCUAGGGCGUCUUGCUACAUGUACAAACCGGAGGUGCUGGAGAGGCGGCCGGUGAACCGCACCGUGCGGGGGUGCUGCGAAGGCUGGGUCGGGUCGCACUGCUCACAGGGGGUGAGUCCAAGAGGACUGUGUUACUCGACAUGGAGCUGCGAAGAUUUCCCUGGGGUGCACAACUCUUCCUUAAUGCCCCUGGAGCAGUGCUGCAGCAGUCUGUGGGGCCUCAGCUGGCGAAAUGCCUCGGACCACACCUGCCUUUCCUGUGCAUACACACUGCUGCCUGGUUCCCAGUCCUACCCUCUGCUUCGCGGGGGGGCUCUAGGGGGGCUCUGGGACACACAGGGCUCUGGGACAUGCCUAGCCUGGGGCGGGGCACAUUACCGUACCUUCGACCGCAAGCACUUUCACUUCCAGGGCAGCUGCACCUACAUCCUGGCCUCGUCCACCGAGGGAACGUGGGCUGUGUACAUCAGCAGUGUCUGUGACGGCCAAGGGCGCUGUGACAAGGUCUUGCGGAUGAUGUUGGGGUUAGACCUGGUGUCAAUCCAUCAGAGAAAUGUCACACUCAAUGGCUUGUUGGUCCCUCAGAACAAGGCUCUCUUUAGGGGUGGGGUGAGCAUUCAUUGGAUGGGAGACUUUGUUUUUGUGGAGAGCGGCAUCGGGGUUCGGGUGAAGUUUGACAUGGGAAACACCAUCCAUCUGACAGUCACUGCAGAACACCUCACUGCAACUAGGGGGCUAUGCGGAAUCUACAACAAUAAAGCUGACGAUGAUUUCACCACCGUGUCAGGCACCGUGACCCAGUACGCUGCCAGUUUCGGGAACUCGUGGCGUGUGCCAGAUGAACAGUCCGAGGGAUGCAGCGAUGCGGCUGAGCUUGGCCAUAGCUGUGACAUCAUCGGGGAGGCAGACCUACGGCAAGAAGCCGAGGCCGCAUGUCACAAGCUGCUGUCGAGUCCCUUCAGGCAGUGUCAUCAGCAGGUGGAUCCAGCGCCUUAUGUGGAUGCUUGCCUGUUUCUGCGGUGCAGCCUGGGGGGAGCAGAGCGGGAUGAGGGGACCUGCGACACCCUGGCCAGCUACGCCCGCGAAUGCGCCCAGCAGCAUGUCAGCAUCAGCUGGAGGGGUGCCAGACUCUGUGGUAGGAAGUGCCCCCAGGGGCAGGUAUUCUCUGACUGCGUGUCGUCCUGCCCCCCCAGCUGCUCCUCCCCACUGCCCCCCUUGUCUGGCCAGUGCAGGGAGGAGUGUGUGAGUGGUUGCGAGUGCCCCCCUGGUCUGUAUCUCCACCAGGGUACCUGCCUGCCCCGGGAACAGUGUCCCUGUUUCCACCGCCGGCAAACCUACCGGCCUGGCGAUGCCAUCCGGCAGAGGUGCAACACCUGUGAGUGCAGAGUGGGACAGUGGCAGUGCUCCAGUGAGAAAUGCGCCGCGCAGUGUACCCUGCUGGGGGCGCUGCAAAUCACCACUUUCGAUGGGAAGCGGUACAGCGUGCUUACCGGUGACUGCGGCUUCACCGCGGUGGAGGACUUUGUGGACCAUAAGCUUCUGGUGACUGUCCAGGCUGGGCCGUGUGCCUCAGGAGCAGGCCAGGGGUGCCUGAGAGAGAUGGCCAUCACUGUGCUCCGUACCUCUGUGACCGUCUCUGAUUCUGGUGCAGUAACUGUGAAUGGCCAGAGGAUGGCACUCCCUGUGGUGACGUCAGACCUGACCGUGCGGCGCGCCUCCUCCUCCUUCAUCGCGGUGCAGACAUUUGGCGCGCAGUUACUGUGGCACCUGGAAGGACCCUAUGCCCUUGUCACACUGCAGCCGGGGUUCGCCCACAAGGUCAGAGGGCUGUGCGGAACCUUGACAUGGAGUCAGCAUGACGACUUCACCACCCCAGAGGGCGACACAGAAAGCGGCGUCACGUCCUUCGCCAGCAAGAUGGCCCUGGGGGGCUGCAUGCCCCCCUUGGGGGUGUCACCCGACCCCUGUGUCACCUACCCCCAGAGGAGGCAGCAGGCAGGGAGUGUUUGUGGCAUAAUCCAGAGCAGCAUCUUUCAGCCGUGCCAUGAUGUGGUGGAGCGGGAGCCCUACAUACGCCUGUGUCACGCGAAGGUGUGCGGCUGUGCACCGCAGAGCCAGUGUCAGUGCACAGUCCUCGUCGCCUACGCCCGGCACUGCGCCCAGGAGGGGGUGCUCAUAAGCUGGAGGAAUCACACCUUCUGCCCUGUUCAGUGCUCGGGGGGGCAGGUGUACCAGGAAUGCGGCCGUCCAUGCGGAGGCUCCUGCGCAGACCUCCACCAAGGCUGGAGCUGUCAGGGGGAGGCACACAGCUGUGUACCAGGCUGUCAGUGCCCUUCGGAGCUGGUACAGGAUGAGCAUGGACAAUGUGUGCCUGCUGCCUUGUGCCCCUGCAUGUAUGGGGACGGGGUCUACCAGCCCGGCAGUACCAUCCAGAACAACUGCAAUACCUGCGUAUGUGAAAGGGGUGUGUGGAACUGCACAGAGGAGCCCUGUCCGGCCCUGUCACCAUGCCCCCCCGGCCUGGAGUACUCCCCCCAGUCCUGCCUACGCACCUGCUCCAGCCUGGAUUCACACCCAGAGCCAUGCCCAGAGCCCAUCCAGGGCUGUGUCUGCCCUGCUGGCAGCGUGCUGCUGGGCGACCGCUGCGUGCCUCCGUCAGAGUGUCCGUGCCACCACAAUGGCAGGCUGUACUACAGCAACGACACCAUUACCAGAGACUGCAACACAUGUGUAUGCCGGGAACGGCGUUGGCAUUGCGGCCACGCUCUCUGUGCGGGCACCUGCAUUGCCACGGGCGACCCGCACUAUGUGACGUUCGACGGGCGCGCCUUCACCUUCCUGGGUGACUGUGAGUACGUGCUGGCACGGGAGGUGGGGGGCCACUUCAGCAUCAACGCUGAGAACAUGCCAUGCGGCAGCACCGGUGUCACAUGCACCAAGUCCGUCACCUUCACGGUGGGCGGCAUCGCCGUGCAUCUGCUGCGAGGAAAGGCGGUGUCUGUGAACGGCAUGCCCGUGGCCCUGCCCAAGGCCUAUUCGGGCAGCGGGCUGCAUCUGGAGCGGAUCGGCCUCUUCGUGUCCCUCUCGUCCCGACUUGGAAUCACCGUGCUGUGGGAUGGAGGGAUGCGGGUGUACAUUCGUCUCUCUCCCAAGUUCCGAGGAAGAGUUGCAGGGCUGUGUGGAAAUUUUGAUGGGGAUGCCGAGAAUGACUUCACCACGCGUCAGGGCAUUAUAGAGUCCACAGCCGAGCUCUUUGGGAAUUCCUGGAAAGUCAGUCCGACCUGUCCCGACGUCCAGAGCCAGGAUCUCCGCGAUCCGUGCACCGAAAAUCCGCACCGGGUGCCGUGGGCACGGAGGCGCUGUUCUGUGAUCACACAGGAGCUCUUUGCUCCAUGCCAUGCUGAGGUGGCCUUCCAGCAGUUCUAUGACUGGUGUGUCUUCGAUGCCUGCGGUUGUGACUCUGGUGGGGACUGUGAGUGCCUGUGCACUGCCAUUGCUGCUUACGCUGAGGAAUGUAACCGCCGGGGGAUCUACAUCCGCUGGAGGUCCCAGGAACUCUGCCCCCUGCAGUGUGAGAAUGGUCUGGUGUACAAGUCUUGUGGCCCAGCUUGCAAACAAAUGUGCCCCAGCAGUAUACAUAACCCCAACUCCCCAUGCAGUGCCCUCUCCUGUGUGGAGGGCUGUUUCUGCGAGUCUGGGACUGUCUGGCAUGGUCAUGGAUGUAUUGCACCUUCGUCCUGCCCCUGUGAGUGGGAAGGCUCUCUGUUUCCUCCUGGGUCCUAUAUUGAUCAGGACUGCCAGAAUUGCUCAUGCCAGGCAGGGAGUUGGCUCUGUGAGGGGUCUUCCUGUAUCCCAGAAUCCCUGUGCCUCGAGUCCGAGUUCCAAUGCGUGGGGGGACGUUGUAUUCCAGCUCAGUGGAGGUGUGACAAUGAGGACGAUUGCGGGGAUGGCUCAGACGAGCUCUGCCCCUCCACCUACUGUGGUGCCACGUGCGGAACCGGAGAGUUUCGCUGUGUGGGAGGCCGCUGCUUGGCAUACAUCCACCGGUGCGAUGGGCAUGAUGACUGCGGGGACCUCAGCGAUGAACGGGGCUGUGUAUGCGCAGCAGGAGAGUUACAAUGCCCAGGUGACCUGUGUGUGCCCGCUGAGAGGGUAUGCGAUGGGGUGCCGGACUGUCCCUCUGGGACAGACGAGGCCGUGUGCCCGCCAGGAGUAACCUGCGCCCCUGGUCAGUUCCUCUGUGCCGAUGGCACCUGCGUGUCCCAGGUGAAGCUGUGUGACGGGUCCAUGGACUGCCAGGGUGGGGAGGAUGAGAAUCAGACUGUCUGUCAGCCCAUAUCGCCCACAGCGAUGCCAGUGGUGACGCCCUCCCCAGUGCCCAGCCCUGGAUGUGGGCACCAUGAGUUUCGCUGCCUUGAUGGACACUGCGUGCCGUUGGCCUGGCGCUGCGACGGGGAGACCGACUGCAUUGGUGGUGAAGAUGAACAGACCUGCCAGGGGCCCUGUGGCCCCGGCCAGUUCCCCUGCCGUACCGGAGGCCAGUGCAUCGAGCACCAGCAGCUGUGUGAUGGCUCGCCCCACUGUCGGGACAGCUCUGACGAGAGCGAAGACAACUGUGGCUCCUUGAAAAUCCCACCCUGUCCUGGGAGCUUCCAGUGCGAUAACCGCACUUGCGUGAAUAUGUCCCAUGUGUGCAACGGCAUGCCGGACUGUCCACAUGGCGAGGAUGAAUGGAUGUGUGACCAGAGAACCACUUCACCUCCGGUCUCUAGAAACACCAGCAAGUCAUGCCCAGAGUACACUUGCCUCGAUGGCAGAUGUAUCACCUUCAAAGAGGUAUGCAAUGGUAUCCCAGAAUGCCCUGAAAGCACAACCGCAUUGGAGGGAGGCCCAUCAGAUGAACGGGGUUGCCGGACCUGGAGCCCCUGGGGUCCUUGGAGCCCCUGCAGCCGCUCCUGUGGGUCUGGGUCCCAGAGCCGACAGCGACAGUGCCCCCUGGGGGAUCCUCUGCGCCACUGUAGGGGAGAGGACACCCAGAAACAAAGUUGUUUUUCCGUUUCCUGCCCAGUUGAUGGAGAGUGGUUGCCAUGGGUAACAUGGUCAAACUGCACUAAGGGAUGUGGAGGUGUUGAAGUGCGUCAUAGGGGGUGUGUCCCACCUCAGAAUGGGGGCAAGGCCUGCACGGAGCUGCCGGGACAGCCCACCAUUGCCAUGGAGAUCAAACCCUGUCCCCAAGACAAGUGCUCCAAUGCCUCCUGCCCUGAGGGCCUCGUCCGAUGGAAGUGUGCCCCCUGUCCCCUGACCUGUGCCCACCUGAGCAAUGAGGGCUCCUGCGAGAGUAAACCUCCUGGCUGCUUUUCAGGAUGCUGGUGUCCUGAGGGCCAAGUGAUGAGCCACACGCAGCAGUGUGUAAGGCCAGAGGAGUGCAUCUGUGAGGUGUCUGGUGUGCGCUACUGGCCUGGGCAGCAGGUCAAGGUGGGCUGUGACAUUUGUACCUGUGACAAAGGAAGACCCCAACACUGCAAGCCCAACCCAGAGUGUUCAGUGCAUUGUGGGUGGUCCACCUGGUCGCCGUGGGGCGAGUGCCUGGGCCCCUGUGGUGUGCAAAGUGUGCAGUGGUCCUUCCGCAGCCCUAAUAACCCCAGCAAGCAUGGCAACGGCCGGCAGUGCCGGGGCAUCUACCGCAAGGCCCGCCGCUGUCAGACCGGGCCCUGCAGGGAUUGCGAGUUCCAGGGCCGCAGCCACGCCGUCCGGGACCAGUGGAAGCUGGGACAGUGCCAGCUGUGUCAAUGCCUGCCCAACCUGACUGUGCAGUGCGCCCCCUACUGCCCACACGAUGCAGGCUGCCCCCAGGGACAGACUCUCAUUCCUAGAGAUGGGGAGAGAUGUUGCUAUUGUAAGGAGACUGAGGAAUGCUGGGCUCCUCUUGGAGUGCGCCAUCUCCCGGAUUCCAGUUUCAGCGCAUCCUCACACCAGGACAGCCGGCCCCCUUGGGCGGGUCGACUGGAUGCAAGGAACCCUCACAGCGACCUGCAGGGCUGGAGCCCAGAACCGGAGAAGUACCGUUCGCUGCCCCUUUGGACCCCUGAAGGCGGCUUCGGUGACCGUGGGGACAGUGGCGUGAACCCUCCGUACCUACAGCUGGACCUCCUGAAGCCUCGGAACAUUACGGGUAUUAUAACCCAAGGAGGGGGCGCAUUUGAUGCCUAUGUGUCGAGUUUCUACCUGCAAUUUAGCAAUGAUGGUCAGCAAUGGUUCUCCUAUCAGGAGCUGAUCACUGAUGUCCAUGCCCGAGCAAAGGUGUUCCUCGGUAACCAUGAUGACAGCAGCAAGGCCCGGGUGCAGCUAGACAGAAUGGUGUCCGCCCGGUUUGUCCGUGUGCUCCCUCGUGACUUCCAGAACGGCAUAUACCUGAGGGUGGAGCUGUUGGGCUGUGCAACAGGGUUCCAGCCCCCCCUGACAUCACCAAGCCCUCUGCCUUGCCCAGAUGGACAGUUCUCUUGCCCUCCACUAGGACCUUGUGUCGGGGUGGCUCAACUCUGCAACGGAGUUCCUGAUUGUCUAGAUGCAGCCGAUGAAUUGGGAUGUUUCACUCAAGACAAGAUGACCACCCCAGGCCCAGGAGUGGAGAGGCCCCUGAGUAAUGGAAGUGUCACCCACAUCACACCCACCCCCUCCUCUCUCAGGACACCCCAAAUGCCCUCUUUCUCGCUGCCGACACAAGGAAUAGAAGGCCCAACAUACAGAGGGCCGUGUUCCUCGCCCUUGGGCAUGGAGGAUGGCCGCAUCAGGUACGGCCAGCUGACCUCCUCUACCCACUGGGAGGACAAUCCUGCGGACGCCGGCCGACUCAACGUCGUGCCCAACGUCCUUGUCAUGGAGCCUGGGUGGAGCCCCCGACCAGAUGACCCCCAGCCAUACCUGCAGGUGGACUUCCUGGAGCCUGCCUGGGUGUCAGGCGUGGUGACACAGGGCAGCGAGCUUGGGCCGGGGGGCUACCUCAGCAAAUACCGCCUGGCGUUCAGCCUGGAUGGCAGCCACUUCACUGACUACAAGGAAAACACAGAGAAGGGCCCUCAAAUCAAGGUGUUCGAAGUCCGCAUGGUGGGCAGGAGGCCGGUGACUCGCUGGCUGACCCGGCUGAACCAGGCCCGCUACCUCCGCAUCAUCCCCGUGGAAUUCCGCCACACCUUCUACCUGCGGGCCGAGAUCCUGGGCUGCAGAGAUCUUGAGCUGGUUACUCCAGGGGGUGGCACUGUUAUAAAGGGGCUGUGCACGGCGGGUGAGUUUCCGUGUGACAGCGGAGGUUGUAUCCCACUGACCGCGCUCUGUAAUGGACGGCCAGAUUGCGGUGAUCGCUCAGACGAGCUCAACUGUGGUACCACUGGAGCACCAGGUGUCUGGAACCGGUCUAGUCCCACAGUGGGGCCAGAUCUGGGCCGUAUCACCACACCGCCAGCUGUGGAGAGUCUCUCGCCUCCCUCUGGAACCCCUGGCCCCCUCUCUCCCCCUUCAGACGAAGGGCUUCCCAGAGUCCUGUGCAUGGAGGGCCAGUUUGCCUGCCGUGUGUUCGGUUGUGUGGACGCCGCGCUCAUCUGUGACGGCCAGGAUAACUGCCCUGAUGGCUCAGAUGAAGACCAGUGCGGUGGUCCACCCCCGACUCCUGAACUUGUGGUGACAACAGGGCGCCCCCUAGUGCCGAGUCCUUGUUCUUCGAAACAGUUCUCCUGCGGCAGUGGGGAGUGUAUCCACCUGGACCGGUGGUGCGACCUUAGGCUGGAUUGUCUCGAUGGCUCAGACGAGAGGAGCUGUGUGGACUGCAUCCUGUCCCCCUGGACGCAGUGGAGCCAGUGCAGUGCCUCGUGUGGCCUGGGCUCCCUCUUUCGGCAGCGGGAGAUCCUGCGUCAGGCCCGGCCCGGCGGGGAGUGUGGGGGGACGCUUUUCGACAGCCGGGCAUGUUUUAACCACGCCUGCCCUGUGGACGGUCAGUGGGCGGAGUGGAGCAGCUGGUCACAGUGUAAUGCCCCCUGUGGCGGAGGCCUACGGACAAGGAACCGCAGCUGUUCCGACCCACCCCCUAAGAACGGCGGCCGUGACUGUCAGGGCCUGACAGUGCAGACGCACAGCUGCAACGGGCAGUCCUGUGGCUUCGACGUGGACUUGCAGACAGGCUGCAGCAGUGGGAUGGUGCUGGUGACAGAGGGGGACUGCCGGGCCGGAAGGACCAGAGGGUGUCCGCGUACAUGCCUGGAACUUUCCUCUCCGAACGAUUGCCCCUCACAGUGCAUCCCAGGAUGCCACUGUCCAGCUGCUCAGUAUGCACAAGAUGGUCGCUGUGUCAAGGCCAGUCGGUGUGUUUGCCACUGGGAUGGGCGGGUUCUUCAGCCGGGGGAGGUCCUCAAAGAGAACUGCAGCACGUGUCUCUGCCGAGACGGACAAGUCUCCUGCAGCAGCAGCCCCUGUGAGGCGGGCUGCUAUUGGUCGGCCUGGUCUUCAUGGGCGCCAUGUGAAAGUGCCCCCUGUGGAGUUGGUGUGCAGCAGCGGUACAGGUAGUCGCUCCUGACCCCAUCCAAUGGGACGGAGAGUCCCUCCUGCCCCGGGGACACCUCAGACGCCCGUCAGUGCUUUGUGCCCUGCCCCCCAGGUGACCAGCGGCACUGGGGCGAGUGGACGGCCUGGUCUCAGUGCAGUAAGACGUGCUUCCUGCAUGUGGACGACGUGGGCCUCAGAAAGCGAUUCCGCAGCUGCAACGGCACAGACGGCGGCUCCUGCGACGGCGAGACUGAGGAACAAGAGCCCUGCAACACAGUUCUGUGCCCCGUCGCUGGUACCUGGUCCCCCUGGUCCCCGUGGUCCUCCUGUUCGUCGGAGUGUGACUCCGGCUCUCAGACCAGGCAGCGUCUGUGUGACUCGCCCCCUCCCCUGUAUGGGGGCGAUGGCUGCCCCGGGCCGCAAAUCCAGACACGGGACUGCAACACUCAGCCCUGCUCAGGGGCGUGUCCCGAGGGCAUGACCUACCUGAGCGUCGACCAAUGCCGGGCGCAGGGUGGGGCCUGUCCCCGUGUGUGUCUGGACCUGACGCCCUCUGUGGCGUGUGCCACCGACUGCUAUGACGGCUGCUACUGCUCUCCUAGCCUCUACCUCCUCAACGGCUCCUGCGUGCCCCUGUCGGCGUGCCUCUGCUACCACCAGGGGGUGCUCUACUCCCCAGGGGCCAGCAUGUCACUGGAUGCCUGCAACAACUGCACAUGCAUUAAUGGAGAGAUGGAUUGUGGGACAGCACCCUGCCCUGUGCACUGUGGCUGGAGUGCCUGGACGCCGUGGAGCGCGUGCAGUCGGACCUGCGAUGUGGGCGUGAGGAGGCGCUACAGGUCACCCAGCAAUCCGGCUCCGGCCUUCGGGGGGCGCCCCUGCAAGGGCAGCCGGGUGGUGAUGGACACCUGUAGCCUGGAGCCUUGUCAGGGAGCCCGGCAGCCUUGGGGAGCGUGGUCCGAAUGUUCUGUGCCCUGUGGUGGGGGCUACAGAAACCGGACUCGUGGGCCUCCCAGAACCCAUGGCAUGAUGCAGCAGUUCAGUGCCUGCAAUGUGCACCCAUGCGGUAAUGAGUCUGGCUGCCCCGGGGACCAGGAAUUGGUGGCCUGUGUCCGGCGUCCUGCUUCCUGUUCUGACCUCAGUACUGAAUUCGACAACAGCAGCUGCACCACAGGCUGUCAGUGCCGGUCCAGUCUGCUGCUCCAGGACGGAAACUGUGUCUCUGCAGCUCAGUGCCGCUGCUAUGUGGACGGUGAGCAGUUUGAGCCAGGAGACACCAUCACUCAAGGCUGCAGGAACUGCUGAUGCCCCUGUCACUGCCCCACAGUGGACGGCCUGUGGUCUGCCUGGACCCCCUGGAGUGAUUGCACUGCCCCCUGUGGGCCAGGCCUGCAGUCCCGCUACCGCUUCUGCUCUAGUCCUCCCCGGUCCGGGCAGGGACUGCCCUGUCUUGGACCUGACCGUCAGGACCAGCUAUGCGUUCAAGCUCCCUGUGACCGUGAUGGAGAUUGGGGUGAAUGGACCCCUUGGACGGAAUGUACCAAGUCAUGCGGUGGGGGUAUGCAGUCCCGUCAACGGGAAUGUGACAGCCCCACCCCUGAGGGGAAGGGAGACUUCUGUGAAGGCCUGGGCAACGAGAUUCGAUCCUGUAACACCGAUCACUGCCCCGUGGCCCCCUGCACCGAGGUCCCUGGGACGGCUUUCAGCAGCUGUGGCCCCUCCUGUCCUCGGUCCUGUGAUGACCUGGCUUACUGCGAGUGGCGCUGUGAGCCAGGCUGCUAUUGUACGGGGACACGUGUCCUGGGCCAGAACGGGACAUCCUGUGUUCAGACUGAGGACUGCCCCUGUCUGGACAUAGCGACCGGCCAGCGACUGGUGUCGGGGGAAACUGUGCCGUCCUCCGAUGGCUGUAACAACUGUACCUGUGAGGGUGGGAGGAUCACCUGUACCCGCAGACCCUGUCCCGUGGCAGGAGGCUGGUGCGAGUGGUCCAGCUGGAUGCCAUGCUCGCGGACGUGCGGGGCGGAGUGGGUGUCCCGGUACCGUAGCUGCGGGUGCCCCGAGCCCAAGGCAGGCGGCCCAGCCUGCCCUGGGGAGCAGGAAGUCCAUGGUGGGAUGGGGGUGCAGAUCCAGAGGCAGCCCUGUCCCUCAGUCACCUUCUGUCCUGUCAACGGCCUUUGGGGGUCCUGGAGCGCCUGGACAGAGUGUGACGCGUGUGCGGGGGCGUCAACGCGCAGCCGUAUCUGCAGCAGCCCCCCGGCCCGCUUUGGCGGCCUGCCCUGCCCCGGGGAGACACGUCAGAGCCGUGGCUGCCAUGACAACGGCACCAUCUGUUUGGACUGUGCUGGGGGGCAGGAGGAAUGGCCAUGUGGAAAGCCCUGCCCGCGCUCCUGCUCUGAUCUCUACAGCGACACAGAGUGUAUCGACGGCCAGGGGUGUGAACCCUCCUGCGGCUGCCCCGACGAGCUGCUCCUGCAGGACGGCCUCUGUGUGCGGCGGGAUGAGUGUCGCUGCAAGUUCCCCAACAGCACCACUGUAUCCAUAAUUGUAUACUCUCUCCUCUCCUCCAAUCCUCCGCCAGGUGGGGUGGACUCAGCCAACGCCUCAUGGGGAUGGCCCGGCGUCUCCGACUGGCACUUCAUGGACGCUGGGGCGACUAUCACCAGUGCCUGUAAAAACUGUACUUGUGAGGAUGGUGUUCUGCAGUGUCAGUCAUUACCCGGUUGCUAUGUGGAUGGCGCAUGGAGCCAAUGGGGACCUUGGACGGAGUGCCCCGGGUUUGAUUGGUCGCCCUGGACAGCGUGCUCGGUCAGCUGUGGGGGCGGGGAGCAGUCACGAUCACGCACCUGCCACUCACCAACCUGCCAGGGGGUGAGGCGGCAGAGCAAGACCUGCAACACCCAGGUGUGCCUUGAGGUGGGAUGCCCCGCUGGCCGCCUGUACCGGGAGUGCGAGUGGGGGGAGGGCUGCCCUUUCAGCUGCGCCCAGGUCAGUGGGCGGGAGGAUUGCUAUAGUGACAGCUGUGACGAAGGCUGCCACUGCCCCCCCAGGAUGUACCUGCACCGGGGCUCCUGUGUGCAGGAGUGCCCUUGUGAGGUUAACCUGGAGCUCCUGUCUUUGCUGAGGAACGUGUUGGUGACACCAGCUGUAAGCCCUGCCCCUCGAGAUUCUGAUGGGCAGAACCUGACGCUGGGGGCAGAGCUACGGCCAGGGGAUGCACUGACGCAUGAGUGCAGCACUUGCCAAUGCCAACAUGGACAGUGGAAUUGCUCACUUAUCCCCUGCCCACGUAAUGGGGGCCCAUCCCCCUGGGGUCCUUGGGGCCCCUGCUCGCUGUCCUGCGGCGGCCUGGGUGAGAAGUCCCGAACCCGGACCUGCAGCAACCCGGCCCCCGCACACGGAGGCAAGGACUGUGAGGGACCACUGCAGGAGCAUGCUUACUGCCAGACCCCGGACUGCCCAGACGAGAACGCCGGCUUCUCUCCGUGGUCCCUGUGGAGUGCCUGCUCUCGGUCAUGCAGCAACGCUCGUGCCCCCGCCUGGAAGAGUCGGAGGCGGGAGUGUGUGAGACCACCUUGCUCCGGAGAGCAAAGCCAGGAGACUGUCUGUAACCUGCCCCAGUGUCCUGACGGGGGGCCUUGCUGGGAUGAAAACUGUGUCAGGAGGAACUGCUCAUGGACAGAGUGGGCGGACUGGACCCCCUGCUCACGCUCUUGCGGUGUUGGGCAGCAGCAGCGCAUCAGAACAUACCUGGCCCCUGGUGGUAAUGGAUCCUGGUGCGAGGACAUCCUGGGGGGCCACAUGGAGAGCCGCUUCUGCAACAUCCGGGCCUGCAGAGUGGAUGGCGGCUGGUCCCGCUGGAGCCCCUGGUCGCGCUGCGACAGCCUAUGCGGGGGUGGCCGUUCCAUCCAGACGCGCUCCUGCACCAGCCCGCCUCCCAAAAACGGGGGACGCUCGUGCAAGGGGGACAGGAACCAGGUGAAACCCUGCAACACUAAGCCCUGUGAUGACCAGGGUUGCCCGCUGGGUCAGGAGUUUGCGCCGUGUGCCAAUGUGUGCCCACAGCGCUGCUCGGACUUGCAACGGGGCAUCCGGUGUCAGGAGGACGAUGGGUGCCAGCCCGGCUGCCGCUGCCCAACAGGCCAGCUGCAGCAGGACGGCGCCUGCGUACACGUGUGGCAGUGUGACUGCACCGACUCCCAGGGUCACAGCUGGGCCGCUGGCAGCUGGCACCAGGACGACUGCAACAACUGCAGCUGCGCAGACGGCCUCCUGUCCUGCACCAACCGGAGCUGUACAGAAGCUCCCUGCUCCUGGAGUGCGUGGUCCGCCUGGGCGUCCUGCAGCGCCUCCUGCGGACCUGGCCACAGGACCCGAUUCCGAUCAAUGGUCCCGAAAUCUGAUGGUGCUGACUGCCAUUUGGAGGAAGUGCAGAGGAAACCAUGUGACCUAGGGCCAUGCCCGCCCCUUUGUAUCCAUGAUGACCAAGAGCUGAUUGUGGGUGACACGUGGCUGCAGGGGGAGUGUAAGCAAUGCACCUGCACUCCUGAGGGAGACUAUUGCCAGGAUGUCAAGUGUCAAGUGGACGGUGGGUGGACGCCCUGGUCCGUGUGGUCUGACUGCCCUGUGACCUGCGGCCGUGGGACCCGCAUCCGCACCCGUGCCUGCAUAAACCCCCCUCCUCGUAACAACGGCACGUUCUGCCCCGGAGAUGAGAGGGAGGCCCAGGACUGCCGCGCCCCACCCUGCCUCAACGACUUUUGCCCUUGGUCCCAGUGGUCCUCCUGCUCUCGCACCUGCGGCGCUGGGGUCACGUUUCGUCGCAGGAGGUGCGUGUGUGCCGAGGGGGGAGAUGCCCCGUGCCCAGCGGAGCUGGAGGGGGCGCAGGAGGAAGAGGAGACCCGGCUGUGCUACAAGCAGCCCUGCCUAGACUGCCCAAUGUCUGAUUGGAGUGAAUGGACCACAUGCUCCUGCCAGUCUCAGAGGGAGCAGCGCUAUCGUGCACCACUCUCUGCUGCCAUCAGGGGGCAGCAGUGCCCAGAGCUUCAGACAGAGAGCAGGACCUGUCAACCUCAACAUUGCCUGGAGUGCAAAGAGCCGUUCCAGUACUCUGACUGCGGCUCUCCCUGUGAAAAGCUCUGUGCACUUCAAGGACACAAUGGCACAUGUGCCGGGCCCCCGGUGUGCACACCUGGCUGCUACUGUCCUCAGGGCCUUCUUCAGCAGAACGGGACCUGUAUUCCCCCCGGGCAGUGUGGUUGCACGGUCCUGCUCCACCAACUGCAUGGGAGGCCUGUUUCCAUCACCAUCCAGCAGGGGGAGACGGUGACCGUAGGCUGCAGUACCUGCCUGUGUCAGGAUGAAGGCCUGCAUUGUGACAGUCGCGAGUGUGAGGUAUCCCUCAGUGAGUGGUCAGAAUGGACUCCCUGCUCUCCCUGUGUGCUGCCACCCACCCCGCAUGCCACCAUGGCCCUCCUGGAUGCCGUGCGGCCGCUGUCCUUUCAGCGCCGGUACCGCGCUUGCCUGGACCUGGACUCCGGGUUGCCCAUCAGCAAUGAAGAGGAGGGCAGCUGUGGGGCGGAGCUGGAGGAGGAGCGGCCAUGUCUGGACCCCGCUGUCUGUCUGGAUGUGUGCCAGUGGAGCGUUUGGGGCCCCUGGAGCGCCUGCCAGGAGCCCUGCAGUGGAGGCUUCCGUCAGCGUCACAGGACACGCCAGGACAUCCCCAUGGGGCCCCAGUGUCGGGGUCAGCAAUCCCAGACUCAGAGCUGCAACACUGCCCUCUGCCCAGGUGAGAGGUGCGAGGACAGAGGUCGCAUAUAUGAGGAGUCCUGUGCCAACCAGUGUCCUCGGAGCUGCACGGAUCUUUGGGAGCAUGUGCAAUGUCUGCAGGGAGCCUGUCAGCCUGGUUGCAGAUGCCCUGACAGCUGGCUCACACAGGACGGACAAUGUGUCUCCAAGUCCGAGUGCCGUUGUGGCAUCCCUAUGGAAAAUGGUACCCUGGAGAUCUUACCUGGAGAGGUCGUCAUGAUAGACUGCAACAACUGUACAUGCGAGAAUGGCUUCCUGGCUUGCAGUGACCUGCCCUGCCCUGUGUAUGGAUCAUGGGGGCCCUGGGGCAGCUGCUCUGCCUCUUGCGGGUUUGGAUACCAGAACCGCAACCGCACGUGCCGGCACAUAGCCGGCGGACCGCCAUGCGAGGAAACGAGCCAGACCCAGCCCUGUCUCCUGCCCUCCUGUCCAGUGGGUUGCAUGCUCAGCGAUUGGUCCUCCUGGAGCACAUGCAGCGUCUCUUGUGGAGGAGGCGUGUUGGUGCGGAACAAGACCGUCCUGCAGGUGCCCCAGCCUGGUGGAGAGGAGUGUCCCUCGCCUUUGGAGCAGCACACUGCCUGUAAUAUACAAAGCUGCCUGCCAGACUGCACUGGAGGCCAGGUGUUCAGUGCGUGCGCAGGCGUCUGCCCCUACACGUGUGAGGACCUGUGGCCUGAGACCCAGUGUGUGCCAGGGCCCUGCCAACCAGGCUGCACCUGCCCGCCCGGCAAGGUCCUGCUCGAGGGAUCGUGCGUUCCUCACGAGAAGUGCCCGUGCUCCUCGUUCUUACUCCAUGGACCCCAAAACCUGACCUCAGAGGAGCAGAAGCAGGAGCUUCCUCCUGGGACGGUCCUUCAGCAUCUCUGUAACACCUGCGUUUGCCAAGGCGGCGUGUUUAACUGCACUGAAGACACCUGCGAUGCAUGCCCCCCAGGAGAGCGCUGGAGGAGGAGCGUUCAGGGGACGCCUUUCUACUGUGAGAGGAACUGUGCCGAGAUGUACGAGGCCACGCCCCCUAGCUGCGGCGGCCCCGGGGUGGGGGUUGGGGGGAGCUGUGUGUGCCAGGAGGGUCUAUACCGCAGCAGUGGGGGCGAGUGCGUUAUCGCCGCGCUGUGUGAGUGCCAGGAGACCGGGACGCUCCGAGAGGCAGGAUCUGAGUGGGCGGAAGGGUGCCAAGCGUGCCGCUGUGUGAAUGGGCAGAAACAGUGCCACUCCAGCUGCCCUUCCCUGCACUGUGAGGAGGGGGAAGUGAAGAUUCUGGAACCUGGAAGCUGCUGUCCAGCGUGCAGGGUGGAGUUUCCUGGGGAACCCGAGGCGCAAUGUCGGCGCUUCACAGAGGUCAGGAAUAUCACCAAAGGCAACUGUCGCCUGGACAACGUGGAAGUCAGUUACUGCAGGGGCCGCUGUCUGUCUGGGACGUAUGUUAUUCCGGAGGAGCCCUAUCUGCAGGCUUCCUGUGACUGCUGCAGCUACCGGCUGGACCCCCGGAGCCCCGUGCGCUUCCUCAGCCUGCAGUGCGACAGCGGGGAGACAGAACCGGUGGUGCUUCCUGUCAUCCACAGCUGCGAGUGCACCAGCUGUCAGGGAGGGGACUUGUCCAGACGCUGAUCUCACUUAGUGGGAUGAAGGGACUUUCCCGGACAGCGCGAGAGUCUUCUGCCUCUUUCUUGAGUCCGAAAAUUAAGAUUUACCGUAGCGUGUAGUCAUUAUAUGACUGGAUUCCCUUGUUAUAGAGUACUUUAUGAAACUCACUGAGAUUGUUAUUCUGUACAGCUUUUAAUAUGUCAUUAAUAAAGUUCAAGCAUCGGCUACAAA